Messenger RNA from Condylura cristata (star-nosed mole), 4084 nucleotides. It is a transcript of the gene RNF157, whose product is annotated as ring finger protein 157. NCBI's taxonomy places the organism in Eukaryota, Metazoa, Chordata, Mammalia, Eulipotyphla, Talpidae. The record is from RefSeq and is a predicted model, not a curated record. Gene Ontology annotation, cellular component: cytoplasm. The transcript is spliced from 18 exons. The coding region runs from base 26 to 1966 and encodes 646 amino acids. Gene Ontology annotation, molecular function: ubiquitin protein ligase activity. Gene Ontology annotation, biological process: protein ubiquitination.
CAGCUACUUCGCCAGCCACUUCAUCAUGGGAGGGGAGAAGUUUGACUCCACGCACCCCGAAGGCUACCUGUUUGGAGAGAACAGCGACCUGAACUUCCUGGGGAGCAGGCCGGUCACGUUCCCCUACGCGGCCCCGCCUCCCCAGGAGCCCGUGAAGACCCUCCGAAGCCUCAUCAACAUCCGGAAGGACACGCUGAGGCUGGUCAAAUGUGCGGAGGAGGGGAAGGGCCCCGGAGAGGAGGCCGGCAAGGCCAGGGUCCACUACAACGUGGAGUUCACUUUCGACACGGACGUGCGCGUGGCCAUCACCAUCUACUACCAGGCCACCGAGGAGUUCCAGAACGGCGUCGCCAGCUACAUCCCCAAGGACAGCAGCCUGCAGUCGGAGACGGCGCACUACCGGCGGGGCGUGUGCCAGCAGUUCUGCCUGCCCUCCCACACCGUGGACCCCUCGGAGUGGGCCGAGGACGAGCUCGGCUUUGACCUGGACAGAGAGGUGUACCCGCUCGUGGUCCAGGCCGUGGUGGACGAGGGAGACGAGUAUUUUGGCCACUGCCACGUGCUGCUGGGCACUUUCGAGAAGCACACGGACGGCACCUUCUGCGUCAAGCCCCUCAAACAGAAGCAAGUGGUGGACGGGGUCAGCUACCUCCUCCAGGAGAUCUACGGAAUCGAGAACAAGUACAACACUCAGGAUUCCAAGGUGGCCGAGGACGAGGUGAGCGACAACAGCGCCGAGUGCGUGGUCUGCCUGUCGGACGUGCGGGACACGCUGAUCCUGCCCUGCCGCCACCUGUGUCUCUGCAACUCCUGCGCCGACACGCUGCGCUACCAGGCCAACAACUGCCCCAUCUGCCGGCUGCCCUUCCGGGCCCUGCUCCAGAUCCGAGCCAUGAGGAAAAAGCUGGGCCCCUUGUCCCCCACCAGCUUCAACCCCAUCAUCUCGCCGCAGACCUCCGACUCGGAGGAGCACUCGUCUUCCGAGAACAUUCCGCCGGGCUAUGAAGUGGUGUCUCUCCUGGAGGCCCUCAACGGGCCCCUCACGCCGUCCCCCGCGGUGCCCCCGCUCCACGUGCUGGGGGACGGGCCCCUCUCGGGCACGCUGCCCUCCUACGGCAGCGACGGCCACCUGCCGCCCAUCAGGACGCUGUCCCCGCUCGACCGCCUGUCCGACUGCAGCAGCCAGGGGCUCAGGCUCAAAAGGAGCCUCUCCAAAUCCAUUUCCCAGAACUCGUCCGUGCUGCACGAAGAGGCGGACGAGCCGUCCUGCACCGACUCCGAGGGGCCCCCGGCCCAGCGGCCGGCGCAGCACCUGGGCGAGGAAGAGGGUGUGACCCCAGAGAGUGAGAACCUCACCCUGUCGUCCUCAGGGACCAUCGGCCACUCGUCUUGCACAGGGACGCCGCUGUCCUCCACCAUCUCCUCCCCAGAAGACCCUGCCAGCAGCAGCCUGGCCCAGUCGGUCAUGUCCAUGGUGUCCUCCCAGAGCCAGCACUCCCAGAUCAGCACCGACACGGUCUCCUCCAUGUCCGGCUCCUACAUCGCCCCUGGCACCGAAGAGGAGGGAGAGGUCCUCCCUUCCCCUGGGGCCACCAGCAGGGCCCCCUCAGAAGAAGGAGAGGCGAUGCCCGGGGCGUCUCCAGACCGCAACUUUGUCGGCCUCGCAGAGGAGCAGGAUGCUGAGGGAAAUGACGUCAUCGAGGAAGAGGACGGACCUCCCACACAAGAAGAUGGCCGGAGGACAUGCGCGUUUCUAGGUAUGGAGUGUGACAAUAACAAUGACUUUGACGUCGCCAGCGUGAAAGCACUGGACAAUAAGCUGUGCUCUGAGGUCCACUUACCGGGUGCCCGGCAGCCCGAUGAUAACCGCGUCAGUCGUCGGAACUUGCCGCGCCGCCGCCUGUCUGCCAGCAGCCUGGAGGACCCCGAGAACAGACCCUGCGUGUGGGGUCCCGUGGCUGUCUGAGAGCCCUGCCCGGCCCCCACAUUCCAUCCUGGCCUCACUGGGCCACCCGCCUUCUGGGCCCCCCGCAGGACACAGCAGACUGUAUAUGGGGAGAGCCGGCCGCCCCCGAACCCGCCCCCUUCCCGCCACCGGGCUGAAGCCCCUUCGCCCCCCCCCCCCCGCCAGCUGGGGCUGCUGUACCCGUGGGCAGCGGCUCCUGCACCCUCUGCAGAGACGCUCGGGACUGUUCCACCGUGGCCUGGUCUUUGGGAGGAGCUGGGGUCCACAGCCCCCCCUUUUCCAUGCACCUUUUCUCUCCUGAAGGGGUAGGCCAAGCAGACCGGGUGGGCAGCUCCAGGACCAGCUCCCCUGCAGCGCCUGCUCCCUGGUACAUUCCCAGUUUGAACCCCAGUUUGGGUGGGGCUGAGGGGUGGCUGCUGCAAGAAGGGAAAGCGUGGCCCCUGGAGUUGCCCUCAGGAAGCAUCGGGACCCCCUUCCCGAGAGCGAGCGUCCCGCCCAGGGCAGGUGGGCAGAGCCGUCUGGCUUCGGCAGCGGAGCUGGUCUGGGCCCCGGGGGUCUGCCUAGAAAGGGGACCUCGAGUCCGAGACUCCACGACUUAGCCGCUGCCCUCUGGAGGGUCUCUCCUGACCAGCUGCAGGGCUGGGACCCCACCCAGGACCACACUUGGAAGCUCGCCCACUCUGCCCGCAUGCGCCAGGCCCGCGUGGAGCCAGGCAGGCGUCCCUGGUCCCGCCACCCCCUCUGCACCCCUUUUUGUUUAUAGUUGAGCUAGGCUGAGGCGUGGACCAGCGAGUCCCACAUGGGUUCCCAGGAAGCCCAAAGGAAGUGGGUGGGGGCUGCUGAGCAGGGCACCCCCACCCCACCCCCGCCAUCCAGACCUGCUGAGCCUGAGGGAUGGGUGAGGUCACCUUCCGUGGGCUCAGCAGCCACACAGAGGCUGGCAUCGCCCUCGUGGGUCUCGGCCCAGGGAGUGGCGCCUGAACACAGCUGGACCGUGUGGCCGGAGCCUCUCCUCGCGUGACCGGGGCUGUCAGCAGCCCCGGUCAUCCUUGGGUGGCUGCUAUGUCCGAUGUCUUUGGGGGUGGGUGGAGCACGAGACUAGGAAGACAGGACCGCGCGAGGCAGAGCCUGAGGCCUGUCACCCCAGAGGGCUGGGCAGCACCCUCCACGGCUGGCGGCCUCAGAGACAGCCAGGACCCCAGUGCCCGGCGCCCUCCGUGUGGCCUGUGGCCGCAGAGUGGGGGGUGCUGGGCUCAUGCUGUCUCCGGGUGGCUCAGGUCCGCUGUGGCCCGAACCGUGUGGCACGGGCCUGCCUGAGCCUCGGAGUUUCUCCCACUCCCCGCUGCCCUCAGGCCCCACGUCCUUUCCCGCACCCUCCCUGUCCCUGUCAGACUGGGAAUUGGAGCAGGGACCCUUCUUCCUGAGUUCCCUGGCGGCAGGGCGGGCCCCAGGAGCGCCUCCCUGGCUGGAGGCCACACGUCUCCCCUCCCUGUCUCCUUGCCUGGGCCUCUUGCUCGCCCUGCUGGAGGGCCUGUCCUCACCGCACAGCCCAGCUCUCGGGGAGACUGGACAAGGCGUCAGGCCUGACUUCACAGCCAACACAUCCCUGGCUUAGAAACCCUCUGCCCCUGCUCCCAUCUCUACCUUGCUCUCAUUUAGCAGAAAUGUCUCACCCUGGGCGGCUGGACCGGGGUCAGCCAGCCCCCUCGCCCCGUCGAUCAUGUGCAGAGGUCACUUCGGCAGUUGGCUGGGCCUGGCUUGCGCAGACACCACGCCAGGUCUGACACGCCGCGGGCAGCCCCCCACGCAGGGCCUCCCCUCGCCCCCACCUCCACCCCCCCACCCCAGGCUGGUGCCCUGGUGGCCUCGGGGCCCACACACUUCCCCCGCGCCAUCUCCCUGGGCAGAGUCCGGCUGCCCAGCCCUGGUGAGUUGCCUCGCUUUGGGGCCUGCCGCCCAGUGGCUGCAGCGGUGCGCUGUUGUGCCACCUGGGCGCCCCCGGUACCCCCUGGAUCUCAUGGGCAGGCGACUGGGGACAUCGAGGACGCAAUAUUUACGGAUUGCUGCAUGAUUCUUAAAGUGAAUAAAACUGUUUACAAGGGAAGGAGUGACCCACGG